Molecule: messenger RNA, 1571 nt
Organism: Rhinichthys klamathensis goyatoka
Lineage: Eukaryota; Metazoa; Chordata; Actinopteri; Cypriniformes; Leuciscidae
Gene: layna
Product: layilin a
Exons: 8
Coding region: 200-1336 (378 amino acids)
Molecular function (GO): hyaluronic acid binding
Source: RefSeq, a predicted model, not a curated record
GUCACGCGCCCUCGUCUCACUCUGAGCUGCCUCUCUGGAUGCUCACAAAGAUUUCAGCGGAUAACGGGACAGGUGAUUCGUUUUCUACUGGAUGAUGCCCCCCCUGGGUUGGAUGUUCCUUUUUUUAUUUUCUCGGAAUCCCGUUGUCUUCGUGAAAUUACUUUUAAGACCCAUGGAAGUUUGAUCAAAGGUGAUAAAAAUGGAACUGAUGAGAAAAUGUGCCUGCGUUUUGGUUUUAUUCAGCAUCUCCGCGUGGGCGUCAAAGAUUAUAGGCGACAUUUACGAGCCCAGAGGUCAACAGAUAUGCAAGCGUGGUACUGAGAAGCCCUGCUAUAAAAUCGCCUACUUUCAGGACAGCCGACGUAAACUCAACUUUGAAGAUGCGAGUCGAGCCUGCAGGAGUGAUGGUGGAGACCUUCUCAGUAUUGAGUCUAAGACUGAGCAGAUACUGAUAGAAAAUUUCAUCCAUGAACUAAAAGCAUCAGACGGUGACUUUUGGAUUGGGCUUCGUAGGGAUCAAGACUAUGAGGAGAAAAACGGAGACUGCCCAUCUCAAUACUACUGGAUGGAUGGAAGCCAAGCAACCUUCAGGAACUGGCACUUUGAUGAGCCUUCUUGUGGGUAUGAGGUGUGUGUAGUGAUGUAUCAUCAGCCCUCUGCUCCUCCGGGUCAGGGUGGUCCUUACAUGUUCCAGUGGAAUGACGACAAUUGUGAAACCAAAAACAACUUUAUCUGCAAGUACACUAAAGAUAAACCUCUAGCCCCAAUCCCUGCAGAAAAUGAAACAUUUAAAGAUGCUUUUCCGACACCCAGAAUACCCAGAUACCCCUCUGUCACAGAGAAGGAUGAUGGCAUGAGGGUGGUUGUAUCUGAACCUCCAGACAAUGCUCUCAAUAUCGCUUACAUUGUGCUGCCAACCAUACCACUUCUACUGCUGCUGAUUGUGGCGACUGGAGUUUUCUGCUUCAAGCUGUUCACAAAGAGGAAGAAAGAACAGACUGAGACCCCUCCAAAGGAUCCAGGAUACUGGGCCGCUGGAGAAAGAUGCAACAGCCCGAGCCCUGACGUCUACAAGGUCAUCCGAAGGCAGCAUGAAUCAGACCUGGCCGGCACACGGCCUGACAUCAAAAACACUUCCUUCCUGGGUUCUUCUCCAGACACUCCACCCGGAGAUUAUGACAACCUGGCAGGCCGGGACACUGAAAGUGGUUUUGUGACACUGGCCAGCACUGAGAGCGGCUUUGUGACCAACGAUUUGUAUGACACGCUGCAAGGCCGUGGAAGCGGGAGAUACUACAGAGACCAAGGAUGGAUGGAUGAGUUAUAUGGCUACUGAUAUAAAAGAUGGCAUUUAACACGGUAUUCUCUUGUUAAGAAUGAUAAUAGCUUACCUGUCGAUGCCUUGCCCAAGUAUUUCCUUGGUGCCAGGUAUCCAAUAUUAUCUAUAAUUCAAGUAUCCACUUUAUUUUUAACGUAAGAAUGAGUGUGGUCAUUUGUAACUUGAAUGCGUAAGGCUUCAAGUGUCAUUCGAUUCCAGUUAUUGUACCUGUACAAAAUUUAGUAGGUUUUCU